CCACCUUCUAUUACAAUCCCUCCAUCCCAAUCUUCUCCACUCCUUCCCCUUAGCCUCUCUCUCUCUCCAAAAAUCCAUCUGAAUUUUGCCUGUUUUUAAAACCCUUUUUCCUCUUUUUUCUGUAACCAUACUGUCAUCAUCCAAUCAGAGCACUGGAGAGCCAAGGCAUGGCUGCCUGUGAAAGCUUCCAGACCAUCUUUGAGAAGCCAUUGCCUGAAAAUCCAACCCUUCUCCAGUCCCUUUCGUCAUGGAAGCAGAUUAAAUCCACAAAACCCAUUCCAGAUUCCUCUUUCACAGAGCUCUUUGGGGAAUUGCAUUUCAGAGAGUACCCUGAAUCACAGAGCUCUUCGGGGAAUAGCUUCUCAUCUAUGAAUUCAGAAAGCUUACAGUUAUGCACGGAAGGCCUUGGCUCCGAAAGCUCAGAUGAUGUCGAAAACCUGAAAACUGACUGGCAAAGCCAAGAGCAGAGAACAAGCAUCACAAAGCCUGAAAAUCUAUCAACUGAACUCAGAAGGACAAGAACAGGGGGAGCAGAAUUCCCACCUCCAAUUUCUUGCAUUGGCAAGAGUGGGAAGCCUUGGGUGUGCUUCAAAUCUUACAGGCAAGAUGGCAGAUUUCUUCUCAAGGAAAUAAGGAUCCCAACGCAGGAUUGUCUCCAAGCUCGCCGGGAAGAUGGUCGCCUGAAGCUGCAGUUUCUUCAGCCUGAGGAUGAAAUCCCGGAAGAAGAGGAAGAUGAGAAUGAAGAAGAAGAAGAGGAGGAGGAUCAUGAUCAUCAUGACUGCGAGAACUGUGAGAUUAAUGUUAAGGAGGAAGAACAAAAUGGUGAAGACAGUAAGCUUCCAUAGGAAAUUCAGGUUCUUACCAGUUCCAUUCAAAUUUGCAAAUAAGCAGACUGGAAAAGGAGAUGAAUCUCAGCUUUGGUGGCUUUAAUCUUUGUUCCCUCCGUAGUUCCUAAGAUUGCUGCAUACAAGCUUGUGGCUCUCUGUUUAACUGUUAAAUUCCCAAUAUAAAACGCAUUGAAUGGCAGUUUUAUGUUUUCCA
Diospyros lotus (date-plum) is the source of this 1041-nucleotide messenger RNA. Its product is annotated as protein FANTASTIC FOUR 3-like. The record is from RefSeq and is a predicted model, not a curated record. The transcript has a single exon. Lineage: Eukaryota; Viridiplantae; Streptophyta; Magnoliopsida; Ericales; Ebenaceae. Bases 168 to 845 code for a protein of 225 amino acids.